AAAAAAAAUCAAAACCACUCAAUCGACAUUCCUUGCCACCUACCCCAGUUCCCGAUAAAUAGCUGAAUUGGACCAAGAUGAAAGCGCGAUCUUGGGCCAUUUUCGCCUUUAGAUCUUGCACGAGCACAAAUGUACCUUCCAUUCCACCGUCCCUGGCCAUGAUGAACCGAUGCCGACAGUCAAUACCACGAUUAGAGCAAGUGCUUGCUAUACAGCCUGCAUUCAGUAAACUAGCCUACUCAACCGCAUCAGUAUCUAAGCCAAUGGACACGGAUUUGCUGAAGAAGCAUGAUAGCGAUCUAUCAUCCCUCUCCAAGAGUACGUUGGUCCUGUUCCUGUCGAAACGAGGGUCUGUACAAGAAGCUCACGAUCAGAUAUUGCGUAUUUUCGAGGAUGGUUCUAUGCCUACCAAUGCCGUUAUAAGCCAAUACUUUAGCGCCUGCUUUAGUGCCAACGAUAUUGACCGUGCCCUGGAAAUUUACAAGAUAUUUUUCCGUCGUCUGCGCACACUUCGUAGACCCAUAUCAAACCGAUUUGAGCGAACUAUUAUCAGCGUCUGCUCCAUGAUGAUCAAUCUAAUCGACAAAAAUACCGAGCCUAUGGAUAUCAAUCAAAUAUGGUCUAUCUAUGAAGACAUGAAGAGCUUGAACAUUUCCCUCAAUACCGCUUUGUAUAAUACCCUUCUUCGAAUUCUGCUUGAACGUCAAGAACAUUCCCAGGUACACGCGGUCUACGGCGAAAUGUUGGAGAAGGGACAUACACCGACUCUACACACGUAUAGUAUGUUAAUGCUCUCCAUGGCGAAGCAAGGUGAUAUGGAUGGGUUUACCAAAUUGCUGGAUGUCAUGCAGAGUCGAGAUAUGUAUCCGGAUUUCAUAGGCUGGUGUGUCAUUAUGAACGCGGUUGGACGACAUGGCAAUAGCAGUGGAGUGGAUCAGAUUUACGAAUAUCUGCGAUCUACCGAGAUUCCCAUUACGUCGUGGAUGAUCAACGAAAAAAUGCAUUCGCUUUUAUGUCGCAAGAUCAACGCUAAUAUGAACCAUCGCAAACGUUUGCAAAGGCUAGAGAAUCUAUGGGAAGAGGAAUUUGGAGCACCGCUGUUGGCCACUGAUCCUGGUACUUUUACUACAAUUCAUCCAGAUGCCGUCUCGUAUACCAUCAUGAUGAAAGCUAUGUUAUAUGAUGCGCCAGCUAGGGCUUUGCAGGAUAUCCCCAAAAUACUAGAUAUCAUGGACGCUCGUGGUCUACCCCCCGGUUAUCAAGCCUUGAUUCACUACGUUGGCGUUUGUAUAAAUGAAAGGAACACCGCUCAUGCAAAAGAUGCCAUUGUUCGAUUCCAAGAAAAAUAUAACAUAACACCGGACGAAAAGAUGUGGAGACGGAUCAUUGGUGCUAUGGCUUCCGAAAACAAUAUUUCUGGCCUGGUCUGGGCGCUGGACGCUCUCACUGGAUCAAACUAUGUCACACGCAAGGCGACCAUUGAUUUUGCCAUUCCACGAAAACGUCCAGCACGAUACAGAUAUCACCUAAAAGAGGAUGAGCUCAAGCAAAUAUUACCGCCCACCACGUUUCUUAACAAUGUAUUUGGUCCCAAAACGCUCGCAUUGGUAUUUAAUGCCUUACUUCAAUCCGAUACCCCGGCUCAUACACUGAACCAACCAACCGCCGAACUUGUGAUCAAUGCUUGGAAUACUCUUCAUAACGUAGGCGUCUACAUACCCAAAAAAAUUGAACAAACCAUUGUUACACCUGGUUUGAUUGCAAAGGGAUUAUUGAUACAUGAUAUUGGCGAAAAGCUUACUCGUCAUCAGUAAUCUUUUUCAUAGCAGUGUUAUAUACAACUUUAAAAACUUUUUUUUUUUUUUCAUUUUAAUAAUAAAUUCACCUGUAACAUUUUGACAAACAACA
This is a messenger RNA of Umbelopsis ramanniana AG, 1908 nucleotides long. RefSeq lists its product as uncharacterized. The transcript has a single exon. Gene Ontology annotation, molecular function: protein binding. NCBI's taxonomy places the organism in Eukaryota, Fungi, Mucoromycota, Umbelopsidomycetes, Umbelopsidales, Umbelopsidaceae. The coding region runs from base 78 to 1814 and encodes 578 amino acids. The record is from RefSeq and is a predicted model, not a curated record.